AUGAGAACUGUUUCCGUCAGUACUAGGUUACUUCAAACAUUUACAAAGAGGUUCGCCACUAAGGCUGGUGGGGAGUCUGGAUACUAUUCAUUUUUCCCUCAGUCAUUUCCAAAUGGCCCACCACCCAAGGGUCCUUUUGAGAUCAAUGCAAAACAACUUAAGCAAGAAUUCCUUAAAUUGCAGGCACAGACCCAUCCGGACAAAGCCGGAUCGGUUGAUCCUAAUAAUGAAUUGCGCAAGAAAUUCGAACUGCGUUCAUCACAAUUGAAUAUUGCAUACAAGUCAUUGCUAAAUCCACUAGAUCGAGCUCAGCAUCUUCUUCUUCUACGAGGAAUUGAUGCGCUUUCUGAGCGUGACUCAUUACAAGAUGAGGACCUGCUUAUGGAUGUUUUAAUGGCACGAGAAGCUAUAGCUGACUCGAAUUCGCGUGAAGACUUGCUAUCACUGCAACAAGAGAAUGACAAACGUCUGAGUGAGUCAGAAACGGCAUUAAUAUCAGCAUUUAGUGAGGAUGACCUCGAAUCAGCUAAAAAUGAGACCAUUCGUCUCAGCUAUUGGCAAAAUAUCAAAAAUCAGAUUUCCGAUGCUCUCAACCAGUAA
Sugiyamaella lignohabitans is the source of this 600-nucleotide messenger RNA. RefSeq names its product Jac1p (gene JAC1). Gene Ontology annotation, molecular function: ATPase activator activity; protein-folding chaperone binding. Lineage: Eukaryota; Fungi; Ascomycota; Dipodascomycetes; Dipodascales; Trichomonascaceae. The transcript has a single exon. Bases 1 to 600 code for a protein of 199 amino acids. The record is from RefSeq and is a predicted model, not a curated record. Gene Ontology annotation, cellular component: mitochondrion. Gene Ontology annotation, biological process: protein complex oligomerization; [2Fe-2S] cluster assembly.